Molecule: messenger RNA, 3395 nt
Organism: Dermacentor silvarum
Lineage: Eukaryota; Metazoa; Arthropoda; Arachnida; Ixodida; Ixodidae
Exons: 6
Coding region: 66-1658 (530 amino acids)
Source: RefSeq, a predicted model, not a curated record
CAUUCUCAGUACAAGACAGAAUGCAUCAAACUGUUGUGCACAGAGGUGAAUAUCCUCAAUAACACAUGUUUACUCUCUCGUGCGUCUGUUUCACUUUGUUUAGCGAACGAAAUGCGCGACUUACUUUCUUCGUUGACUGGACGUCAUUUGCUAGAAGACAACGAAACCGAAACGCGGAGCCCUAUGGCGCGCGCGGUCUACUUCAAGGGGCGAUUCCGACAAAGCCAGAAGCUACGCUUCGGCGUAGAAACUGCUGGACUUUCGGAAUUGCCCGCUGUCAUCAUAGUGGCCUCGAAUCCGCAACACCGCCUUCUAACAUGAAGGAGCCUCGCAGGGGACAUUCGCGGCGCUGUCGCAGCGUUGAAUGCCGCAGCGAAAACGCCGGCGAAGAGCAUCUCUUCAGGAAUCCUCUCAGCAAGUGGUACCGCGGCCGACGGCGAAGCAAGGACGACGAGGCUGGGCUGCUGGACGCCGAGUACGACGCUGGCCAUGAGAGCCACUCGCAGCAGCAGGUGCGCGGCAACCGACGACUCGCCGUGGCCAGCAACAACAGCAGCUCGGGCGGCGCGCCGAAAUUGGCGACGAAACCCAACAACAGCAGCGGGAACAACUGCUCGUCGGAGAAUUCCGCUUCCGCCACUACGUCGCCGCCACCAAACAAGCCGACAGCGGCAGCCAGCGGUGGAUACGGCCCACGGGUCCGCAUUUCACUGCCAGAAGAAGACCUGAGCACCAGGGCCAAGCAGCAGAGCCGCGCUGUGGCCCACCAGCAGCAACAGGAGGGCUGUACGGAUAGAUCCGAGGUACCUGCCGUGCCGCCCAGACCCGCGUCCUGUCAGCCCCCGCAGCAGCCCAGCAAAACACGGUCGUUGUGUCCCGCUGAAAGAGCCCGGCUGGCAUUCCCGGGCUGCCACAACCAAGAGACAAUGUCCAGCCACUCGCCAUCCAGGGUUCUCACACAGAGCCCUGCUAGAGCCAUAGGCGUUCAGUCACUUGAUGCCCUGCUUGGCCAGCUCUGUUCGGGCAACUGUAAGAUCUCCAUGAAGGUCAAGGACAAGGAUGGCAAGGUGCACAAAGACAAAGACGUCAAAGUCCACAAGGAUGAUGACAGCAAGGCACUUGCCCACAAAAGCAACGACAUCUGUUGCAUGAAAGAGACGACUCCAUGCAGCCGAAGUCACUUUCCUACCAGCUUUCCGACGAGCAUAGAGGUCCUCAUGACAGUGAAUCACUCGUGCACGACGCAUCGAUCGCUAUCAGAACGAAGCCUGCAGCGCGACAGCUCCAUGGUUAGUGUGGUGCACUCCAAACCAGGCCACCAAGACAUCAUCUCCAUCCCCAAAUCUCGCUUCAUUGUUGUGGCUGCACUACUUACCUUUGUGUUGGUGGCUUGCUUCUGCAUCACCAUCUACUCUUUCUCGGUACCUGCAGAGCACAAUCACUUGCACGGAAACGAAUCCACCAAGUCAGCAAGCCCAAACCAGAAUGUGCAAUCUUCGUCGACCUCAGCUACCACUGGCAAUACCACUACAGUCACCGUUGCAACAGCCACAUCAGCUGCACCCCGAAUAAUGCCAGCCCAGUAUGGCGCCCUACUGCCACAUCAACGGACAGACAGUAAUAUUCUGCCAAGUCGGCCACGUGUUGUGAUCUUGUAGUCUAGAAUGCCAUUUAGCUCUGGAAAUUUGUUGUUUAAUGGGCAGAACAAUCUAUUGCUGGGGAAAAACUGCUUUGCGAAUUAUAGCAAUUGCAAGGAAGGACGAAGUGGGGGUAGGUGGGAAAGGAAGCCUUUGGCACGCUUCAGUACAGAAGACCUACGGUGCUCGACUACUCAUGGGAAGGUUGUUGCCACUACAAUUGUACUGCUUGCAAGAUGUGAAUAACACAAACCCCAGCACUCAUGGCUGGUUCUUAAGCGAUGCAUGAACAUAAAGCAGAAAUAACUCUGAAAUCAGUGUUUCCAUAACUAUGGAAGUGGAAUGAUUUCGCUGUGAAUGAUGUAGACACCAUUACAGGGGCAAGAACUUUCAGUUGUGAUAAAUAAGGCAUGUCAUAAAUCUGCAUAUCAGUUAUAAAUAAUGUUAAAGCAGUCUUUAUAUGUCUUACAUGGCUACAGCAGCUAUCUAUGGUGGUGUCAUGGGCAUUUCUAGCAACCUUUUACCCAGAAGGGCUACAAGCAAGCAUUCCUGCGGAAAUCUCUACAAAUAGCGCAGUGCUCCGGGCUUUCAUGCAUAAAUCCGCCUUCUGUACACAACCAACGGCGCUUGCACGUGAAGUUGAUUCCGAGUUGAGAAUAAUGAAUAAGACACUUUCUAAAGUCUUUGUAUGCACCUGCUUACAUUGCUUUCUUGAAGAGAGACAGAACCUGGCUUUACCGAUUACUGCUUUGGAAUUCUCCCUGCUUAUUAAAGGAAAGGGAUGACUUUUAUUUCCAGUGAAAACUUCAACCGAAGGCCAGACGUUUCUGUUUCGUUUUCUCUCACACCCAAACCAUGAAGGCGAUGACGUGAUUGAGUGAAGACCAAAAUAUUGCUAUCUUCUCAACAGUACUGGUCCUGUUUCUGCAAGAACAGCCAAUUCACAUCUCCACAAUUGCAGCAGACAAUCAAAGACUUGACUUUCCAGCUUUCAUUUUCUUCAUGCUCGAGCGACGAUGGUUGUGAGAACAAGAUUGCAUGAAAUCUGAGAUUUCAUCUCACAAUCUUGGUCUUGUUUUGGCAAGAGAAGCCAAGGAGACUGGCCAAGCUUAAAUUCAUUCCUAACAUGUUGUAGAAUUCCUUUCUUGAGAAUCAACAAAUAACUAGCCCUGGCCUGCCACUACCACAUUUUGUCACUUUACAGUUCAUUGCUUUAUGCAUCUGAAAAUAUUGCACCACGUCUUUCACUUUCACAAUGUUUACCAGUUGCAUUAAACCUUUGCCCCUAGGUAUUCCUAAAAGGGCCCUGAAACACUUCUUGAACAUAGCAAGAAAAUGUUGCUGAUCUGUUAACGAGGCUCCUGUCAACAUGUGAGCCAAAUAUUAUUGCACUGCAUACAGCGUGGAACUUACACACUCGUGUAAAAAGUAGUGAAAUACCACUUGCUCUCGCUUCCACAAUCUCGUAAUGCAACGUCAUCGCAAGCAGCUGGACCCACAACAGCUACCAACUGAUUUAGUGAUCUCAGGAACAUUCUCAGCAAUACAGUUAUUGAUAACUUGAGUUAAAUAAAUCAGAAAUAUAUAUGUCUGCGAUCUCAAAAAGAUAGAAAAACCAUUUCAUCUUUCAUCAUUCCAUCGGAGGCCAUUUGCGCGCUGCUGUGCGUGGCCUCCAAGAUGAAAGUCGUAGCAUAGAUACCACGGCCGCCACAGGGUGCCGCCACGAGCCAUCUUGCAUUUAACCUUUGGACGGGGCCA